Bursaphelenchus xylophilus (pine wood nematode) is the source of this 2656-nucleotide messenger RNA. The record is from the annotation of a GenBank genome assembly. Lineage: Eukaryota; Metazoa; Nematoda; Chromadorea; Rhabditida; Aphelenchoididae.
AUGACUGGGCGUCAUAUGAAGUUGUGGCCUCAGCUGGCCGAGUCCACGGCAGAACGCGGCCGAGAUUUGCCAAGGUGACAUUGGCAAAAUAGGUUGAUCAGUUAAAGGUUAGUUUAACAUCAUUACAGUGCCAAAAUCCUUGAAGAUUUUAUGGCCAAAUGAUGUACCUGCCGGCUUCACACAUUGCCUACAUUACAGACGAAAAACCAAAAGAGAAAGAGCGUUGUUUUCCGCGCCGUAGCGUUUCAGGUGGCUAGUUGAUGAUUUGGAGCAACUUCCAAGAACCGAAGCGCUUUCGUUGGCGGUCACAUCAACUCAAAUAAGUAUCCUUGAGUACUAGGGAGUCUUAGGCAAGCAUCUGGUAACGUAUUGGCAAUCCGGCUACACGUUAAUGCAGGGUAGUGCUCGCGUAUACCUUAGCUGGUCGACAAAGCUGUUCCUCAAACAGCAAGGAAUUGCUACCCCGAAGGAGCCUAUGCGUUCCUUGGAUUUAUAUCCUAUAGAGAACGUGUGGGGCUUCCAGGUUUGCUAACCAACACCCAUUAUUUUACAGUAACUGAGCUAAAAUAGGCACUUUUCCGAUUCUGGCACAAUAUUGGCCAGAAGAGGUUAAAAAAACUUUUCCCAGAGUAUUCCCGGCUAUUCAGUCGACGUUAUUGAAGCCUCAGGCAACGUAACUAAACAUUAGUUAUUGUUAUUCAGUGAUUUAAUUAGGCUAAUUAACCAAAUUCGUAAGUGCGGUUAUAAUUUUGUCGCAUAGAAAAUCACCAAAAUUUUAGUUUUUUCAAUUUUUUCCCAAAUUGGGGAAAUUUCCCGAAAUAAUUUUUUGGCACAUGAUUCGUGGGACAUUAGUGCAUAUUAGAGCCAAAUAUGACACAUUUCUAUUGACAACCAAAAAAGUUACAGCAAUUUCUAAAGUGCGGUUAUAAUUUUGUCGCGCACUGUAAUAUAUGUGUUAGUAUAUGUAUUAUGAGAAUUCGAUGUAAUUUUUUAAAGUUUACAGGCGUAGUACCCCAAGUGCGACGCUCAGAUUUUGAUGAAACUUGGCAUAAAUUUUGGAAUAAUGUUUUCUAACAAGGAAAGUACUUCUAUGGGGUAUGGAGUUACAGGUCGAGACAUAGCAAAAAAAUUGCAAAACUUUUCUGAUUCAGAAUAUGUAAAAAUUUGCAGCCCAAUUUUGGUUUGUAAGGGCGAAAAAAAUCUCACAACUUUUCUGGCAACACUAAAAACAUGCUGCAUAAAGUGAAGCCCUUGUAGAACGAAACUUGGCUAUAACUAAAAAAAGUCAAAUUUGCAGGUUUAUCGGUCUGUCGGGAAAAUAAUGAGUUCUCUGUCGCAUCGAAAAUCGCAUCCCCGUCGAGAAAAUGAAAACAAAAUCAAAUUGCUUUUCACUUCAGCGACGCGAUCGGGACAGCGACAUUCUAUUCAUUAUUUCCCCAACAGACUGAUAGCGUUUUCACAAAGCAAACCGUAGAUUUUCUUGCGGCCAUGACGAAAUGUCAUACUGCUUCUGGCCCAAUUUUGGUUCAUAAUUAUGCCAUGUUUUGCAGAGACGACGUCGCCAAAGUCUCGAAAAAACAAGGAGCCUCCAAUCCGAACUAUCGCUACAUCCGUCUCGUCGAUCAGCUCGUCGAGAAGGCGUUUGAUCAGCUGGAAGAGCUGGAACUUCAACUGGCCGGCAAGUCGUCCAUCCGGGAUCGGUCCGACUUUGAAUGCGCAAAUCUCGGGAAAUCGGGGUCAUUUGGGAGUGAGGAGAGCGCCCCAUGCACUCCAAUGAGUCCACGGGCCAAUCCAUUCGUCAAGAAGAUGAACAUCAAACCAAUGAAUUCCGUGGAAAGUGUGGAUGGAAUGCAGGUAAGGAGGAGAAAAAGCUUUCAAAAUUCAAAAAAUCGCGAUCUGUAACUUUAAUAAAAAAUUACAGUACUCCAAGACCAGUUGGGCGAUAUAAAUCAAAUUUUGAGUGAGUAAAAAGCAAGGAUAUAGCAAGAUCUUGUGAAAAUUUCAGGCAGCGCUAAGCAGAAACCGCACAGAUAUGAGAUUUCAGAAUUCAAAAAAUCUCGGUUUUAGAAAAUUUUAUGUUAAGAAAGUAGCAAAAACGGGAUUUUUUGAAUCUCAAACGACAAUAACUACGCUGUCUAUAAAAAAUAUGAUUUCAGAUUUUGGCAGUAUAAUCAAUUUAUGAUGUUUAUUCAUACUAUAUUUUUAAUUUUUUAAAAUUUUCAAAAACCGACAUUUUUUUGAAUUUUGAAAGCUCAUAUCUCUGCGGUUUCUGCAUAACGCGGUCUGAAAUUUUGACAAGAUCUUGCCAUAUCCUUGCUUUUUUCUCACUCAAAAUUUCAUUCAUAUCGCCCGAGUAGUCUUGGAGUACUGUAACUUUUUAUUAAAAUAGCACAAUACUAUCAUAUAAGCCUAAUUUUUCAAAUUCCAGAAAACCCAACUGUCGGAUCUGGACCUUCGAGCCAUUGCGCAAUCCGAGGUGGUGGCCAUUUUAAUUGAACGAGUUGCCGCCGAAGAUACCAUCGUAUUCCGCAACUUUUUGCCAUUGUUUUUGCCGAAAAUCCGAAAAUUGAUGAAGAUUUGUCCGGCGAAACGCGCUCGUUUUGCUUGCUCGGAAUUUUUGGAUCGACUGGACAAGGAGUGGGAGAUCACUUCGUAG